Messenger RNA from Paramecium primaurelia, 490 nucleotides. The record is from the annotation of a GenBank genome assembly. NCBI's taxonomy places the organism in Eukaryota, Ciliophora, Oligohymenophorea, Peniculida, Parameciidae.
AUCUUAAACCUUUUAAUUCAUAUGAGCUAACCAAUAUCUCAUUAAUAAUACCAAGAUUUAAAUUCUAGCACCUAGAGCUCUGAAGGUGAAGAUUAUAUUCCAAAAAGAAUUGUUUCUAAGUCAAAUACAAGGAAAAUCCACAAAAUACCUAUCGAAUAAUAGAAACAAUUAUUUAGAUAAGUAUUUUAAGAAGGAAAAUAGAUAAAGGAGGUAAUUUAUAUCAUUCUAAUUUUUAGGUUGCCAAAACCUUAGAUCUCAAUUAUUCUAGUGCUAAAUCUCUCAUUCAUUAUUACAAAAGCAACAAACGCUCUGUUCCUGUUGCUAUACUUGAUGUACUAAAUACAAAAAAAACAACUGGAUAUAGGGUUUCUAAAACAAUACCCUAAACUAAUAAGAAUCUAAAAAUAGAAGUAAGGGAAAAUAAUGAACUCAUUCAUUCUUAUUGCUUCUAUGAACAUCUAGCAACCAUCAGUUGAUUAUUAUAUAUAAC